AUGUGUGUGGCCAUGUAUGAUAUGACAAUAUAUACGGGUAUUUUGUGCACUGAACCCUUCAGCUUUCCUCACAGGGCGGAGACAGACGAGUCAUGGCAGUCUGUUACCCAAGGCCUGGCUGGACUUCUGUGCGCAUCACUUAAUUUCAUUCAACCGGAGAACACGGGCAAACCCGUUAUGUUGUUUGGUGCUGAGGGUUCCGAUGGGCGCCUUGGCGCAGGGUCACCUUAUCGUUACGCUACUCUUUCUCGCGAGAAUGUGUGCACUGAAAACCUAACCCCGCUCGUGAAACUUCUACCAUGCCGGGCUAAGGCAGGCCUGGCAAGCAUGAUGAAUGCAUACACUGUGUUUGACUCGCUGUUCUCUGCGCUGUCUGUCCACGUGAGCACGGAGUGUGUCGAUGACACGUGUGAGUAUAAGAAGCAGGUGCUGGUGCUAGCCGUGAAUGUGGUGCCCACACGGGUGAAUCAGGAGCCGUCGCAACCGCUGCCAAAACAGUAUCAUUGGAAUCUGGGAGAUUUACUCAAAGCUGCUCUAAAUUCGGCGUGUGCUGUUGCCACGAACUCCGAGGUUAAAAUAGUAACCACUGAUUGGCUGGGGGUUAAACGAAUCACACUCAAUAAAGCUCCUUCGCACACGGUUGAACACGGCGUGUAUGCUAUAGACGUAUACCCGGUAGUCUUCGGUGAAGGUAGCAGAAUUGUCUAA
This is a messenger RNA of Sphaeroforma arctica JP610, 708 nucleotides long. RefSeq lists its product as hypothetical. Gene Ontology annotation, cellular component: GPI-anchor transamidase complex. The transcript is spliced from 4 exons. Lineage: Eukaryota; Ichthyosporea; Ichthyophonida. The coding region runs from base 1 to 708 and encodes 235 amino acids. Gene Ontology annotation, biological process: attachment of GPI anchor to protein. The record is from RefSeq and is a predicted model, not a curated record.